AUGACGUGUAAACACUGGAUGUUAAUUUCUACUACUAACCCCACAAGUCUGGAAGAUGAAAUUGUGGGAAGACUUCUAAAAAUUCUGUUUUUUAUCUUUGUUGACUUCCUGUCUAUUAUAUAUGUUGUUAUAACUUCUUAGAAAGCUGACUUCCCUUACUUUACAUGUGAAUUUCAUAUUGAAUUACAGUGAAUAAAAUUUUGUAAUUUA
Lagenorhynchus albirostris (white-beaked dolphin) is the source of this 210-nucleotide messenger RNA. It is a transcript of the gene MRLN, whose product is annotated as myoregulin. The record is from RefSeq and is a predicted model, not a curated record. The transcript has a single exon. Lineage: Eukaryota; Metazoa; Chordata; Mammalia; Artiodactyla; Delphinidae. Bases 1 to 141 code for a protein of 46 amino acids.